This is a messenger RNA of Ilex paraguariensis (yerba mate), 927 nucleotides long. The record is from the annotation of a GenBank genome assembly. NCBI's taxonomy places the organism in Eukaryota, Viridiplantae, Streptophyta, Magnoliopsida, Aquifoliales, Aquifoliaceae.
GUUUUAUACUGUGAGCUUAUCAGAACACAAAUUUCGUUUCUGUGUCGAACGCUUCCAAAUCGCAGAGGCGACGAUCGAUCGCUCGAUCCGUCGAUCUCUCCUGUGGAAUUCCAUGGACUACGACGACUUACCCGACGAUCCUCCUCCGUCGUUCGACCGCAUGAAAAAUGUGGUCAAGGAUGCUGAAAUCAAAGGGUUCAACCCUGGAUUGAUUGUUUUGCUUGUUGUUGGUGGGCUACUGCUGAUAUUUCUUGUUGGAAAUUAUUUACUGUACAUGUAUGCCCAGAAGACCCUUGCUCCAAAGAAAAAGAAGCCCAUCUCCAAGAAGAAGAUGAAGAGGGAAAAACUUAAGCAAGGUGUUUCAGCACCAGGCGAAUAGGCAUUUCAGAUGGGCUGUUGUUCCCCUAUUUGAUGUUGAGCUGCUGUGUUCAAAUUCUCCUUGGAUGUUAGGUGACAUCAAUCAGGGGCCGGGUGAAUGGUUCUAGUGACUUUACUUUUAUCACAACAUACUCAAUAGAACUUAGUUUUCUUUCGAAUUAGAAAUGCCCCUGAUGAUCUACUAGCUGACUGAAAAGUAACAAUGCCGUUUGUUUUUUGGAUGCUAGUCUCUGUAAUUCAUCUGGCUGCACUACCUUUACCUUAUUUUUAUAAUUUUAAAAGCCAAGUGAUGAGGUAGAAUUCCGGGCAAAGAUAUAUUGGUUCACUUAAAAAGACUGCAAUAGCAGCAAAUUGGGUGCUGCAAGAAUUGUGCUCAAUAAUUCGCCCGCCUACUAUUUUUGCAACAAUUUUUCUUUUUUUGGGUGUCGUUGGAUGUUUUGAGAGAAGCAACCUCAUGUUGCGUGGAAAAGAUUGCAUUGGCUUGUGUGUUUAUUGCUGUAUUCGAACAAUGUCAUUGCUUACCUCAAUCAAGUGGUGCACGAGGAGAAU